UGGAAGGGACCAUUUCCAUGGGCCAUCUGUCUCCCAGCCAGCAGCCGCCCCGCUCCCACCUCCACCCAGGAGCAGCGCAACAAAGGGACCGCAGCCGCGGCAGCAGGCAGGCAGGAUGGUUCUAGUGCACGUCGGCUAUCUUGUUCUUCCAGUGUUUGGCUCUGUACGAAACAGAGGUGCUCCUUUUCAAAGGUCUCAGCACCCUCAUGCUACCUCCUGCCGGCACUUCCAUCUGGGCCCCCAACCUCAGAUCUCAGCUGACUUCCCUCUCCCUCACCCUGUCCAGCCACAGCCAGGGCUGAACCCUCACAUGGCGACAGCUCACCAGCAUAACGGCCCACUACACCAGCCCCUACCACCUCUGCCAGCCCUGCCGUUUCAGGAUGUGACAGGACCCUCCUUCCUACCUCAGGCGCUACACCAGCAAUACCUCCUCCAGCAGCAGCUCCUCGAGGCCCAGCACCGCAGGCUCAUGCCUCAUCCCAGGCGGACUCAGGAGCGCAUGUCUGUUCAACCUCAUCGGUUACCCCCAGGCUUUGACUUCGGCCACCAACUGCAAACUCCUCAACCCAUGGGGCCCCAGCCCAGGUAUCUAGCUGAAGGCACAGACUGGGAUCUUAGUGUUGAUGCUGGACUGACACAUGCCCAGUUCCAGGUCAGGCCAGUUCCUCAGCACUAUCAACAUUAUUUAGCUACAUCUAGAAUGCACCAUUUCCCCAGAAACACAUCCUCAACGCAGAUGGUAGUCCAUGAAAUCAGAAACUACCCUUAUCCUCAGCUUCAGUUACUUGCUCUUCAGGGACUGAAUCCAAACAGGCACACGUCUGCCGUAAGGGAAAGUUAUGAAGAGCUGCUGCAGCUGGAAGACAGAUUAGGCAGCGUGAACCGGGGAGCUGUGCAGAACACCAUCGAGAGGUUCACUUUCCCACACAAGUACAAAAAGAGAAGACCACAGGAAGACAAAGCUGAGAAGGAGGAUGGGGAGGAGUCGGACACCGAUGAGAAAUGCACAAUCUGUCUGUCUAUGCUUGAAGACGGAGAAGACGUGAGGCGUUUACCCUGUAUGCAUCUAUUUCACCAAGUGUGCGUGGAUCAGUGGCUAGCAACCAGCAAGAAGUGCCCGAUCUGCAGAGUGGACAUUGAAACACAACUUGGCUCUGACAGCUGAAAGAACCAAUGCGGUGCACCAUUUUCCUUACCAGGUCAUAUGGCCAUAAGCCCUUGCAGCAAAAUUUUGCCUUCUGAGCCAUUUGAUUUAGAGGAAAAGUCUGCAAGCACAUUAGCGAAAAGGAGGAAUUGGUGGUACAAUAUCUAGUGGUAGGAGAGGAUCCUAACAGCCAUAUUGGUCCAAUGCAUGGGAGCUGGUAUUCCCAGAGCUAGAAGGCCCUGUGCUACAGAAGAUUUAGUAUCGAUCAUGAAGGAACUAGUGUGUGGUUAGUUUGGCCUGUCAAUCCUGGAUUUCACAAGGAUUGUAUAUAUACCUCUCGAAUAAGUAGACACAUGUUAGGGGGUCUUUAGCUAUUUCUGUGGACAGCAACUGGAGCAUGUUAGCUUAAGAAAUGUUGUGUUUGGUGCCCUAGUCAUCUUGUGGUGGACAUGUCGCUGUUAACCUAAUUUGCACCAAAUAUUUUUUUCAUAGAUUCCUUAUUUUGGUGCCUGACUGAAAUGUG
Messenger RNA from Terrapene triunguis (Three-toed box turtle), 1670 nucleotides. It is a transcript of the gene ARK2C, whose product is annotated as ring finger protein 165. Gene Ontology annotation, molecular function: ubiquitin protein ligase activity; zinc ion binding. Gene Ontology annotation, biological process: motor neuron axon guidance; positive regulation of BMP signaling pathway. The record is from RefSeq and is a predicted model, not a curated record. The transcript has 8 exons. NCBI's taxonomy places the organism in Eukaryota, Metazoa, Chordata, Testudines, Emydidae. The coding region runs from base 116 to 1168 and encodes 350 amino acids.